GGGCUCUGCUCUUCCCAUCACUCGAUCCCCGCGGUUGUGGCGUUUGGACUGACAUGGGCCGGUGACACCCGGGCUGCCGCGGACGUGGAUACCGACGGUCCCUCCGCUGCUGGGGCACCGCCGCUCCCCAUCUUUUUUUCUUGCGCUCGGAUUUUAUUUAAUUUUUAGGGAUUUUUUUGGGUUUUGUUUUUUUUUUUUUUCUUUUCUCUGGAGGAGCAUUUGCUGCUCCCGCUUACGCGCGGGCAGGUUAUGGUUAUUGCACAUAUCGCUUAUAUACAUAUAUAUAUGCGUAUAUAUAUGUAUAUGUAACACGAUUUGGCAAAGUUUAUCCAGGUUUCUGCCUGCCCCCGUGCGUUUCCCGCACGCCCAGGUGGGUGGCUGGGGAGCAGCCCGGCUCCCCUCUGGCAGCUGCCCGGCCGCUCGCCGUCCCUUCCCGCCCGGCUCCCGGGACGCAAGAGGCGGGAUGGGGAUGGCGCUGCGGCCCCGGGAGGGAGGGAAGGAUUUGCGUGCCGGCGCCGCCGGAGCGCUGCUCCGGGUGAGCGCGGCGGCUGGAGCGGAGCUAAGCCGAGCCGGGGCGGCCGAGCUGCCGGAGCCCUCAGCAGCGGGGAAGGUGGACCGGGAGCCGGCAGUCGACCCCGCGGUAGAUCAGGUCGCGCCGCCCGGUUGUCCCGUUGUUGGAAGGGGGUGAAGGGAGGACGUGCCUUUAUUUUUUGUAUUAUUAUAUAAUGGUUUUAAUUACCAAACGAGUCUGCGUGUUUCCCCGGCGCGGGGAGCGGGAGGGAGCGCUGGGCGCCGCGGGGUCCGGUGGUCCCGCAGAGGUCCGGGAAGAGCUGGUCCCCUCGGUGGAACGCAGCUCACCCGGGAACCCCUUUCCCUCCUCCCCCUCCUGCCUGCAGGCACCAGCCGCCGCGAUGCCGCUCAGCGCCGGCUUCCCCAGCAAGAACUACGAUUACGACUACGACUCGGUGCAGCCCUACUUCUACUUCGAGGAGGAGGAGGAGAACUUCUACCUGGCGGCGCAGCAGCGGGGCAGUGAGCUGCAGCCCCCCGCCCCGUCCGAGGACAUCUGGAAGAAGUUUGAAUUGCUGCCCACGCCGCCCCUCUCCCCAAGCCGCCGCUCCAGCCUUGCCGCCGCCUCCUGCUUCCCUUCCACCGCCGACCAGCUGGAGAUCGUGACCGAGCUCCUCGGGGGAGACAUGGUCAACCAAAGCUUCAUCUGCGAUCCGGAGGAUGAGUCCUUCGUCAAGUCCAUCAUCAUCCAGGACUGCAUGUGGAGCGGCUUCUCCGCCGCCGCCAAGCUGGAGAAGGUGGUCUCUGAGAAGCUGGCUUCCUACCAGGCGGCCCGCCGGGAGGGGGGUUCCAACGCCCGCCCCGGCCCAACGCCCACCGUGCCACCGCCAGCCAGCCUCGCCGCGUCCCCCGCCGCUUCGACCGGCCUCUACCUGCACGACCUGGGCGCUGCCGCCGCCGACUGCAUCGACCCCUCAGUGGUCUUCCCAUACCCGCUCAGCGAGCGUGCCCCGCGGGCCGCCCCCCCCGGCUCCAACCCCGCGUCCCUGCUGGGCGAUGACACGCCGCCGACCACCAGCAGCGACUCGGAAGAAGAACAAGAGGAAGAUGAGGAAAUUGAUGUUGUCACAUUAGCUGAAGCAAAUGAAUCCGAAUCUAGCACAGAAUCCAGCACAGACACAUCAGAAGAGCACAGUAAGCCCCAUCACAGCCCGCUGGUUCUCAAAAGGUGUCAUGUCAACAUCCAUCAGCACAACUAUGCCGCUCCUCCCUCCACCAAGGUUGAAUACCCAGCUGCAAAAAGGCUAAAGUUGGACAGUGGCAGAGUUCUCAAACAGAUCAGCAACAACCGAAAAUGCUCAAGUCCCCGCACAUCAGAUUCAGAAGAGAAUGACAAGAGGCGAACACACAAUGUCUUGGAGCGCCAGAGAAGAAAUGAGCUGAAGCUGAGUUUCUUUGCCUUGCGUGACCAGAUACCUGAGGUGGCCAACAAUGAAAAGGCUCCCAAGGUUGUCAUCCUGAAAAAAGCAACGGAGUACGUUCUUUCCAUCCAGUCAGAUGAACACAGACUGAUUGCAGAGAAAGAGCAGUUGAGGCGGAGGAAAGAACAGUUGAAACACAAACUCGAGCAGCUAAGGAACUCUUGUGCAUAGGAGCUCUUGGGCAUCGCUUAGAAUAUCCCAAACCAGACUGAAACUAUGAUAAAACAUUACUGUUUCCAAUAUCACUCAUGAACUACACCAGUCCAUCAAGUAUGGAACUAUUGCAACUGCAUGCUGUGCGAUUUAACUUGAGACUACACAACCUUGGCUGAAUCUCCCAAAGGUUUGGCCAGAACCUCUAAACUGCCUCAUAAUUGACACUUUGGGCAUAAGGGAUGAUGGGACAUUCUUCAUGCUUGGAGAUGAACUCUUCAACUUUUUUUCUUUUAAAAUUUUGUAUUUAAGGCAUUUUUUCAUAUGAGAAUCCCAAAACAGAGUUGUCCCUAGAUUGCUGUAUAUAUUUACACAUCUUAUUGCCAUGUAAAUACCUUUAAUAAAGCCUUUAUAGAAAAAUGUGCAACAUUAAUGCGCAACAGUUGUGGCAACUGGAUUUAUACUUGUCUUGAACUUCUGUGCCAUAACAUUUCACAGUUUUGUUUUUUUUAUUUAAGUACAUUUUUUCUUUUUAAAAUGAUUUUUAUUUUGGUUUUAGAUAAAUAAAUAUUUGCCCAAAAUAUAAUUAGCUAAA
Melopsittacus undulatus (budgerigar) is the source of this 2739-nucleotide messenger RNA. RefSeq names its product MYC proto-oncogene, bHLH transcription factor (gene MYC). Gene Ontology annotation, biological process: positive regulation of cell population proliferation; regulation of transcription by RNA polymerase II. NCBI's taxonomy places the organism in Eukaryota, Metazoa, Chordata, Aves, Psittaciformes, Psittaculidae. Gene Ontology annotation, molecular function: DNA-binding transcription factor activity, RNA polymerase II-specific; RNA polymerase II cis-regulatory region sequence-specific DNA binding; protein dimerization activity. Bases 726 to 2162 code for a protein of 478 amino acids. The record is from RefSeq and is a predicted model, not a curated record. The transcript has 2 exons.